Alnus glutinosa is the source of this 1794-nucleotide messenger RNA. RefSeq lists its product as uncharacterized. Lineage: Eukaryota; Viridiplantae; Streptophyta; Magnoliopsida; Fagales; Betulaceae. Bases 1 to 1794 code for a protein of 597 amino acids. The record is from RefSeq and is a predicted model, not a curated record. The transcript is spliced from 2 exons.
AUGGACCACUUCUCUGCUUCGCCAACCCCUGGGCCCUCUCCCUCAACCGAUCCCCCACCGUCAGAUGGGUCUCUAUCCAUAUCCAACGCCCAAGAAUUCGAUCGUGCCCUCGCGUCUCUUCUUCCUGGUGUAGGCCCCCCUGAAUCAUGGGAACUCAUGGAGGCCAUCCUUUCCCGCCACCCGGAGAUUAUGCAUGGCAGCCGAAGCCUCCUUCAAUACAAAACUGCGUUGCUAAUCCGCGACUCUACCACCCGCAGAUUCGAACGCCUCAACGACGCCGUCGAGUCCUCACGCCAAGCGCUAGCGCUGUCCCCGAACUCCAUCUCCUUCUCUCUCUUCCACGCCAUCUUGCUCUUCGAACUGGCCCGAAACGGCGCCGGUUCGUACGACGCCGUGGUCCAAGAAGGCGAGCGGGCGUUGCUGAUCGAGAACCCGACGGACCCAGGGUACGAAGUCCCGGUCCCGGCUUCGCGGCUCGAGAAGAUGAGGAAGGUUCUCGCGGAGCUGAUAGAUAAAUCCAAGAGGCAGAUCAUCAUUCUUGGAGGUGGGAACAGGAGGGACAAGUGGAAACGGCUCUUAGAGGAUAAUUCCCUGGCGGAGGUAAAGGCCGAGUUCGAGGCUACGCUACGGAGAAAGAUGAAGAUCCCAGGGCGGAGGGCGCCACUGGAUUUCGCGUCUCCCUCGCUGGACGAUCGGGUCGGAGAGAAAAGGAAGAUCAAGAAGCACAAGAAAGUCGAGUCGAACAACGUCGCAACGAUCAGUCGAGUCAGGGCCUUCUGGAACGACAAGAUGAGUGUGGAAAACAAGAGGGAGUUGUUGAGAAUCGGAAUCGAAGACCUCAAAGCGUAUUUGGAUAAGAAUAAGUUGCGAAUGGCAAAGGAGGUUUUGACGGAAGCAAUAGAUUACGCUAAGGCGGAGAAGUUAUGGAGUUUUUGGGCGUGCUAUUACUGCGGACAGAGGGUUUUUGAUUCAGAUACCGACAAGCAUCUUUGGGAUCAUUUAGGUGCUCUAUCGGAGAGUUUUCGAUCGCUUUUUCCGGAUGAAGCCCCCGAAUGGGCCGUUAACAUGGUCGAAAACGGCGUUUGGAAGCCCGUGGAAUUGAAUUGCGCCGCCGAGAUCAUGGAACGCCAGUCCGCUGCUGCAGAUUGGCCAUAUAUUGACGACAGUGAGCGGGAAGAAAUCAUCGAGAGAAUUCGUAUGAAACUGCAAUUGUUUAAAAGCAACAGAUGUCUUGCUUGUAGCCAUCUCCAUUGGCUGCAGUACUUGAUAAUCGAAUUGCUGCAAAAUCAUAUUCCUAAACCGAAGAUUGCGGAUCUUUGGUCUCACCACACGCUCCACUUGAUACGCUUUUUGGAAGUUCCGGGGCUCAAUCGUGUUCUUGGGUUCUUGGAAGAUCUGGCAAAUGGUUGCGCUUUGCGUUGUCUUGGUGAGGUCAAGUCGGAGGAAGACGUUAGAGGCAAUCAGUGGUUUUGGGACAACGCUCGAGAAAGGGUUGUUUUCAGCAGCGACUUCUCAGCUCUCCUUUUCGAUGACCGGUUGUUGCGAGGAGAGACUGUUGUGGCCGAAAUUGGAAAUGCAGUGGUAACUUCGACUGUUGCCGAAGAUUGUGAUGCUGAUUGUGACAGUGAUGCUUUGGUUGAUUGGCUAUGGACGGAACGUCCGACAAUUGGGGAGCAAAUAAAGGCAUGGACAAGUCUGAGAGAAGGCAGCAAAAGUCGAGGAAUGAUUUUCUACGAGAUCGUUGAAGAUGAAUCUCGCCGUUUGCACAGAAUGUGUGAAAGAAAAGGCGAAUAG